UCAGUGUAAAUGGCCACAAAAUCCUGAUACACAGUUUCCAGAAGUCUCUUAAAGCAAUCAGCUGGAUCAACCCACUCCCUAUCUUUCUGUAGUCUCUCCAACACUUCUAGAUCAACUACUGGAGGCGGGAGUAGCCAUGGUGGAUUUACAGGAAUAACUACCGUUGGACUAAACUCCCUUCCAUACUGUUAUAGUGUGGACACUAUAUAAAUAAUUACAUUGAAUAUGUGUUGUAACUUGCCUGCAGUAUAGUAUGAUUGCUUUUCAUGUGUGCAUGGUUAUUAUUGGCAUUGACCGUGACCUUUCCCCUUUGAUGAUGUCAUCACAAAGUCAGAUCUGUACAAUGUGAUUCUACCACAGGUUGAGUGGGCUGUAUCAUUCUGCUGUUUUUGUACCGUUUGUACAUGGCUGUACACCUUUUAUUUAUUGGGUUGAAAGUAAAGGAAAGUAAUAUUGAAAUGCGUGUGGGCAUUCCUUGUCAAGUUACUACAUCUUUUUGGCGACGAGGAUAAAACUUUAUCAACUUGUACAGGGCGAUGUGCUAGCUAGCUAAGAAACAGAGGAGGUAGUCAGUUAGCUAGCUAGCUUAAUGAGCGACGGAGAGCAGGUGCCGCUGGACGGAAACGCCGACGGGGACAAUCAGCAGCAAGUGAAAAUCGCUAACGAGGAUCAAGGACAAGUUGGCGUUAUAAUGGCUAUGUUGGGGACUAUCACUGAGUUUGUGGAAGAGAACAAGGACUGGACGGAAUAUGUGGAAAGGUUGGGACACUUUUUCUUGGCAAAUGGAAUCAGAGAUGAGGCUAAACAACGCUCUAUUCUCUUGAGUGAUUCCAUGUGUGGGGCUAAAACCUACAAGUUAAUGAGGAAUUUGGCUACACCACGGAGACCUGGAGAAAUUCCUUUUGGGGAUCUAGUUGCUCUCGUUCAGACUCACCACAAUCCAAAGCCUUCAGUGAUUGUCCAGAGGUUCAAGUUUAACUGCCAUUUUCGGAAAACAGGUCAGUCUGUUGCUAACUUUGUUGCUGAGUUACGUGAAUUCUCUGAACAUUGUGAGUUUAGGGCUAUGUUAGAGGACAUGCUCCGUGACAGAUUAGUCUGUGGCAUUAAUGAGGACAGCAUACAGCGCCGGUUGCUGGGGGAAGCCACACUGACUUUCAAGAGAGCAUUGGAACUAUCUCAAGGGAUGGAGAUGGCCGCUAGUAAUGUGAAAAAUAUUCAAAAGGCCAACAGUGGAAGUUGUGCAGUGCAUCAGGUGACAAAAGGUGGCAGGAAAAAGGAGAAAAGCAGUGGAAUGUUUCAGAUGUGGGGGAACACAUUAUGCUAACAACUGUAAAUUCAUGGAUACUGUCUGUCACAAUUGCAACAAAAAGGGACAUUUAGCUAAAAAAUGCAGGGGUCCUAGGAGCA
Messenger RNA from Coregonus clupeaformis (lake whitefish), 1407 nucleotides. RefSeq lists its product as uncharacterized. NCBI's taxonomy places the organism in Eukaryota, Metazoa, Chordata, Actinopteri, Salmoniformes, Salmonidae. The coding region runs from base 590 to 1324 and encodes 244 amino acids. The record is from RefSeq and is a predicted model, not a curated record. The transcript has a single exon.